AGGCUCGGACGCCUCCUAACUUCCUUUCGGGCAAGAUGGCGGGGGACGAAGCGGGAGUGACACUGGGGCAGCCGCACCUCUCCCGGCAGGACCUGAGUACCUUGGAUGUUACUAAGUUGACACCUCUGUCACCAGAAGUCAUCAGCAGACAAGCUACAAUUAAUAUAGGUACAAUUGGCCAUGUAGCUCAUGGAAAGUCAACAGUAGUAAAAGCUAUUUCUGGAGUUCAUACUGUCAGAUUCAAAAAUGAACUGGAAAGAAAUAUCACUAUCAAGUUGGGUUAUGCCAAUGCUAAGAUAUACAAACUUGAUGAUCCAAGUUGUUCUCGACCAGAGUGUUACCGAUCCUGUGGCAGCAGUACACCUGAUGAAUUCCCUACAGAUAUUUCUGGGACCAAAGGGAAUUUUAAACUAAUCAGGCAUGUCUCCUUUGUGGAUUGUCCUGGCCAUGAUAUCUUGAUGGCUACUAUGUUGAACGGAGCAGCUGUAAUGGAUGCAGCUCUGCUGUUAAUAGCUGGCAACGAGUCAUGUCCUCAGCCGCAGACUUCAGAACACUUAGCUGCUAUAGAAAUUAUGAAACUGAAACACAUUCUAAUUCUACAGAAUAAGAUUGAUUUGGUAAAAGAGAGCCAAGCCAAGGAGCAGUAUGAGCAAAUUCUAGCAUUUGUGCAAGGAACAGUUGCAGAAGGAGCUCCAAUUAUUCCAAUCUCAGCACAGCUGAAAUACAACAUUGAAGUUGUUUGCGAGUAUAUAGUAAAGAAAAUUCCAGUGCCCUUAAGAGACUUCACGUCAGAACCAAGGCUUAUUGUUAUUAGAUCUUUUGAUGUCAACAAGCCUGGAUGUGAAGUUGAUGACCUGAAGGGAGGUGUAGCUGGUGGUAGUAUUCUAAAAGGUGUAUUAAAGGUAGGCCAGGAGCUGGAGGUGAGACCUGGCAUUGUCUCAAAGGACAGCGAAGGAAAACUUAUGUGCAAGCCCAUCUUCUCCAAAAUUGUAUCACUCUUUGCAGAACACAAUGAUCUGCAGUAUGCUGUACCAGGAGGCCUUAUUGGUGUUGGUACCAAGAUUGAUCCAACUUUGUGCCGAGCUGAUCGAAUGGUGGGGCAAGUUCUUGGUGCAGUUGGGGCACUACCUGAAAUAUUCACAGAACUUGAAAUUUCCUACUUCUUGUUGAGGCGACUACUAGGUGUCCGCACUGAAGGAGACAAGAAGGCUGCAAAGGUGCAAAAACUAUCCAAAAAUGAAGUCCUAAUGGUAAACAUAGGAUCACUGUCUACUGGGGGACGGGUCAGUGCAGUGAAAGCUGAUCUGGGGAAAAUAGUGCUAACUAAUCCUGUGUGCACUGAAGUAGGAGAAAAAAUUGCCCUUAGUCGAAGAGUUGAGAAACACUGGCGUUUAAUUGGCUGGGGACAGAUUAGAAGAGGAGUGACAAUCAAGCCUACAGUAGAUGAUGACUGAAAAGCAGACAUUAGUGCUUCACUUUAUAAAAGCUGAAGUGUGUUUUCAUACACUUGGGGGUGCAUUUUCGGUGUGGAAAUAUCCACAUAUACGUGAAAUCAAACCUCUUACUAAAAAAUCUAGUCAGUAUCUGCAAUAAACAUAUACAAAAAUUUGGAAAAGGAUGGAUUUAAUUAUCCAGUUUUAGCAAAACUAAACUUAAGUCAUGUUUAAUUUAUGUCAGUUUGUCUGAGACUCUAUUUGAGGCUGGCUUAUCUAAUUUUAAACAAUGUAACUCAAUGCCCCAUAAUCUGUUUUGAAAUAAAAAAAAUGCUUAUUUUUUCAUUUAAUUCUUACAAGUCCUUGAGUUGUGAAAAGCUCAAAAGAUUGUCAGUGAAAGAAUUUAAAAAAGAAAAUAAACUCCUUGGAAGAUCAAUCCCAA
Elgaria multicarinata webbii is the source of this 1875-nucleotide messenger RNA. RefSeq names its product eukaryotic translation initiation factor 2 subunit gamma (gene EIF2S3). Gene Ontology annotation, cellular component: eukaryotic translation initiation factor 2 complex; cytosol. The transcript has 12 exons. The record is from RefSeq and is a predicted model, not a curated record. The coding region runs from base 36 to 1454 and encodes 472 amino acids. Lineage: Eukaryota; Metazoa; Chordata; Lepidosauria; Squamata; Anguidae. Gene Ontology annotation, molecular function: translation initiation factor activity; tRNA binding; GTP binding. Gene Ontology annotation, biological process: formation of translation preinitiation complex.